Messenger RNA from Racocetra persica, 405 nucleotides. NCBI's taxonomy places the organism in Eukaryota, Fungi, Glomeromycota, Glomeromycetes, Diversisporales, Gigasporaceae. The record is from the annotation of a GenBank genome assembly.
AUUCAUCAAAUAAUCCAAUUCACCAGCACAAUAUUUAUCGACAAGCUGCGAAUAGAAAUCUUAAAGAUUAUCAUUCCAAAAUGGAGCAUCAAAUGCGUACCAAAUAUAAUAUUCAUGAGCGUAGUUAUAAAGUUGGUGACCUUGUUAAAGUACAAAUUGCUAAGAUUGACCGUGAACCUAGUGAUCGUUGUGCACUACCAUGUAAAGUAUUUUUUGUACUUUCCAACGAUGUAUAUCACCUUGUAUGCCAAUUUGGUGUUCUUGAAAGUACAUUUCCAGCCAGUAAAGUUUUACCCCUCGGACCAAGAGAAUUUUUAGAGCUUAAUGAUCCUCCAACCAAUACGACUGUUAGUAUAAUUGAAGCCGCAAGAUUACAAUCCAAUGCUAUUGCCAGCAAUAAAACAU